UCACGGUGAGAAACUGAUCCUAGAGCAGACUUAGCUGGCCGCUAUCCGCUGUUGUACGGCGUCGCAAUAGUUACAGCUGACCACAGACCAGCUGUCAGUCAAACACGAGCACUCCGAGGAGGACGAGCACCGAGGAGGAGCCGCGAGAAUAAAGAUGUCAUCAACCUCAACGAUUUCCCAUCCGGAGGCUGAUGGCGAGCUGGGCUUCGCCCCGCGCCCCGCAGGAGGACGUCCCGCGCAACGCGCCGAGAGAGCCCGUGACAUCCCGACGUUGGGUGGGGAAGCCCAAUGGAAGCUUCCCACUGACUCCGAACAAGCGAAGGAGAUCCGUGCGGUUCCGAUACACCAGCGUCCCGACCUGCUGGUUCCCUGCGCCGACCUGGUGAACUCCGAGUGGCGGCGCAGCCGGGCCGCCCGGGUCCACUCCCUCCGGAAGUCCUGUCCGGACUUCCCCGUCUGCCUGGUGCUCCUGCGCGGCCUCGGGGAGACGGAGCGGCUGCUCGGCCACGCCCGGCUGUCCCGGGUCGUGGGUCAUGCCGGCAGCCUGUUCGUGGAGUCGGUGGUGGUGUCCGGCGCCGAGCGAGGGAGGGGCUACGGCCGGACUCUGAUGGAGGAGGCGGAGCAAUACGCCAAAAGCAGAGGGUUCGCGCGCAUGUGCCUGACCACUCACGACAAGCAGCGGUUCUACGCGCACCUCGGGUACGCGCUGUGCACCCCGGUGCAGAGCGCGGGCGCCAUGGCGGCGUUCGUCCCCAUGGAGAUGCUUUUGAGGUUCUCCGGGAUGCAGAGUGAGGGAGAAGAGGAAGAAGAGGCGAAGACACAAACGCGGACAACGAUGAAGGUUCCGGCACCACAAGGAAGUGUUUGUGUUGCGGGGUCACCUCCACCUCAUAGCUUACAUCCUCCACCUCCACCACCACCUCCUUCCUUCCUUCCUUCCCCUCCACCUCCUCCUUGCGUCCCUCCUCCUCCUCCUCCUCCGUCUGCGGUGCAGCUUGUCGUUCAGACUCUGGAUGAAACUCCCUACAGAGACGCCAAAGGAGUCCCCAUCUAUUGGAUGCACAAAGACUUUUGACAGACACUUCUCUGAUGUUCCAUCAGACGCUCAGGAAACGAGACAUGGAGGAAAUACAGAGGGGGGGGGCGACAGAAUCGUUCUAUUGAACCAAAGAGUUUGGAUACAACUAACCCUUGUUCUCACCUUGAAAUAAUACAUGAAACUCUUUAAUUAAUUUAAUUGAUUAACUAAAAUUAAAUGUUUGCUUUCCUGGGUUACUGUUUUCCCAAUGAAGCAGUAAGUGUUGGCCAUCAGGGUUAGUGGCUAUUUUCACUAUGAAAAUGAAUGAAUUAGUCAAAAAAUAAUUAAUUGAAGUGUUUUGAAAGAAAGGGGUCGGGACAUGGAAUACAUUCGUUCAGUAAAUUUAAUUUAAUUGUGCUCAUCCAGAAAAUCCAAUCCAACCAGACUUUUGCAGUUUGAGCCGCUGUGCUGUUGGAGGCAAUAUGUCCCAAAUCCAGUGACACUAAAAUGUUCUAUGAAUGAGUUUGCUUUCUGUGCCACGAAACAGAAGUCUAUUAAAGUUCUGAAGACCUGCUUUAUAUUGAAAAAAUGAUCUUAUAAAGCUUUUCAAUCAAGAAAUUCAGUGAAUAAAUAUAUUUUUAAAACACA
Messenger RNA from Gasterosteus aculeatus aculeatus (three-spined stickleback), 1666 nucleotides. The record is from RefSeq and is a predicted model, not a curated record. Lineage: Eukaryota; Metazoa; Chordata; Actinopteri; Perciformes; Gasterosteidae.